Molecule: messenger RNA, 921 nt
Organism: Parascedosporium putredinis
Lineage: Eukaryota; Fungi; Ascomycota; Sordariomycetes; Microascales; Microascaceae
Source: the annotation of a GenBank genome assembly
AUGUCAGCACCAUCGAAUACCCUGCGGUACGAAUACCGAGGCCUGGAUAGCCCCCGAUCUUUUCGGCUCCUCAAGUUGACCAAGGGCGCGAAGUCCGACCCGCUGGAAUGUGAGCUGAGCGUCCACAAGCUUCAAGACCUUCCUUGUGGUGUUCGGUCGACCGUUCCCGAAUUCCAGGCUCUCUCAUAUUUCGCGGCCGUGCUUGCUGCAUUCUUCGAUAACCCCUGGUUUAGCCGCGUAUGGGUUGUCCAGGAGGUUUUCGAGAGCAGGAAAUGCCGCGUUCUUUUCGGCGAGGAGGAGGAGGUCCCGUGGCUGAAAGUCAUUGCUCUCGCCCGCUGGCUAAUACAAAGUCGCGGUAAGGAGUCAAUUGGCGUGCAAGUUCUCCGGCUCACAAAAACGAAUGGGGUCCAAAAUGCUCUCUUUAUGCAUAGCGGAAGCACCAUCUGGGCUCCGGAUCCGAUCCCCGGUCUACUGCAGUCGGUGCGCGAUUUCGGGUGCACAGAUCCUCGGGACAAGGUUUAUGCCGUUCUUCACAUGCCAUUCAAGCAGGCGCUCGUCUACCGCAGGAUGUCGUUUCUCGCCUCGUCUAAAUACUUGCACUUCUUCGUGCAGGGGACUGCCAUGAUGUGUAUCUUAAUCCAAUUGUGCAGGCAAGAUCCGACGGACCUGCUAUUCUGGUCCCUGUUGCUCUCAGUCAGUUAUAUGACGCACCACAUGGUCACCCUCGCGAGAACUGUUGCCCGGGACUUCUUCCAACGGCUCUUGAACUUCAUUUACACGGUAGACAGGGUCCUGUUGCACGAUUACAAAUACUCCGACACUCUACAGAAUGCUCUCUCUAACGGCAGACUACUCCCUCCCAGCCCAGACGUUGUACAGAAUGGUUGCCGUGCGAAUAGUGGAGCGCACGAAAAGCCUUGA